AUGACUUUGGCAUGGAUGGUCUUGGCGAAUGGACGCACUGGCCACGAGGAUCAUGGAGCCCACUGCUUGUGGUCGAAUAAGCAUGGACUGGUUCUGAAGAUCGUGUUCGAGCUGCCCAUUCGCCGUGGAGCCCAAAGGUGCCUUGCCCACUUGCUUUCGGGUACACAAGAGUCCAUCUUCAAGCUAUUAUUUCUGGACCCCUUCCUUUGGCACCUGAAACCUGAAGAGUUCGAGCCUCUGUAUGUGUUCAAUGACGAGGGCCCUGAUGGCACCGCAGGGCUCUACUCCGCCGUUCUCCUGUAA
Molecule: messenger RNA, 303 nt
Organism: Symbiodinium necroappetens
Lineage: Eukaryota; Dinophyceae; Suessiales; Symbiodiniaceae
Source: the annotation of a GenBank genome assembly